This is a messenger RNA of Naegleria gruberi, 1266 nucleotides long. RefSeq lists its product as uncharacterized. The transcript has a single exon. The record is from RefSeq and is a predicted model, not a curated record. Lineage: Eukaryota; Heterolobosea; Eutetramitea; Acrasida; Naegleriidae. Gene Ontology annotation, molecular function: nucleosome binding; protein binding. Gene Ontology annotation, biological process: chromatin organization. Gene Ontology annotation, cellular component: nucleus. The coding region runs from base 1 to 1266 and encodes 421 amino acids.
AUGUCCAACAACGAAAAUGAUGCUAUUGAAAUUGAUUUAAUGGAAGACGAUGAUGAAGAAGACGAAGAAGAAGAAGAGGAAAUAAAAAUUGCCAAUAAUGAGGAGAUAAUCCUUUCCGAUGAUGAAGAGGAAGACGAUGAUGACGAUAUGGAGGAUGAAGACGCAAAGUUUAUAGUAGAGGAAACAGCAGAAGGCAUACCGGAACAAAUCCAAGAUCCGAUGAUGGUUGUUGCAGAUUUAUUGAAUGAAGAACAAACAGACCUUCAAAAGGAUAAUGAAGAAACAGAAGUGGAAACUGAAACUAAUCAACCUCAAACCGAAACUAAGUCAUUGAGUCUUGCUGCUCAAGUAGCUGUUUAUUUGAAAGGAACGCAAAAUAUUGUAGUUGAAAAAGAAGAGUCAAUUGCAAAAAGUAUAUAUUGCACUGCUCUGUCUUAUCAUUCUAAACGUGAUUAUGAUAGAGCCAUCGAUUAUUAUUUCAAAGUUUUGAAACGUGAAUUCGUGGAUCAAGCUCUUGUAGAUCCGUUACAAAAAGAAUUUUUUGAAAUCAAACAAAACACAUUCAUUUAUUUGAAAUAUUUGUCUCUUAAAAACCUUGGAGCUAUUUUCCUUGCCAAGAAGAAUUAUUCAGAUGCAUCAAUUUCCCUUGCAAAAGCUCUCACUAUUGAAGAUAAGGAUACGUCCUUAUGGUAUGAUUAUGGUGUGGCUUGUUUUAAAAAUAAUGAUCAUGCAGCUGCCAAAUUAGCACUGGAAAAAACUAUAAUACUCAAUCCUAAUCACUACCCAGCCUUUAACUUGCUUUUAGAGUUGUCAUACAUUGUUGGUGAUAUUGAGGGAUGUGAUUCUGUUUCCAAAGAUAUUUUGAAAUUAAGCAGUGACCACAAGGUAGCCAAUUUUGUUCAAAAAGAAAUUCACCCAAGCCCAUAUCAUCUGCUUUUCUUUCAAAACACAGCUCUAAGCAAUUCUCUCUAUAAGGGAUGGUGUAAUUAUUGUAUACCCGAAGAUGAGAAAGAUGAAACACACAAAUGCCUUGUUAAAAUAUCAGAACUUGAUUGGAAAUUUAUUUGUACAAAAUUACUGAAAAUUUAUGCUUACAUGAAGUCUGAUUGCGAGAUAUUGAUUAUGUAUGAGGAGAAGGAUAUCAUAGCAGAGACGAAUGAAACAACCGAUGAAGUAGUAGAGGAAACAGUUGUUGAUGAGCCAAAAGCACAAGAGUCACUGAGAAGAUUUAAACGAAAGAGAUAUGAUCUAGGAGUUCCUCUGUAA